AUGCUCGAUUUUCGUACAGAUGAGGAGGACGAAUUUGUUGUGCCUCACAUGGAAAUCUCCUGCCUACGAAAUUCGUUUGCGUAUCUUACUGCACUGGGAGAUCCAUUCGGGUGUAUUUACAACUUUGAUGAUUUGGAUCUCAAAACGCAGGUGUCAGCUGCAGAGGAAUUGGACGCUGAAGCACAACAAGUUCAAGACCGUUUGAUCCGGAAUUAUCACUAUUGGUGGCCGAAUCCGCCUCAAUUGCCAAUGUCUCAGACUCAGACUCCAAUCCCUCCGUCUCAACAACAACAACAACAACAACAAGAACAACAGCAAGAACAAGAACAAGAAAAAGAACAACAACAACAACAACAACAACAACAACAACAACAACAACAACAACAACCGGAACCAAAAAGUGACAGGCCACCCACGAGUCAAAAUGGUGCAGCAUAA
Molecule: messenger RNA, 438 nt
Organism: Hydatigera taeniaeformis
Lineage: Eukaryota; Metazoa; Platyhelminthes; Cestoda; Cyclophyllidea; Taeniidae
Source: the annotation of a GenBank genome assembly